ACAACAACAACAGCAGCAGCAACAUUAUCAGCAAAUGAAUCGAAAAUCAAGUUUAACUUCCACUCUGAAUUCAAUAUCGUGUUCCUUUUCACAAGAGAGUGAUAAUAAUAGCUCCUUUCAUCAAAUAGCAGCAACAAAGAAUGUACUUGAUAUGUAUGUUACUUACAAGAAAAGAGUAAAUCGUUCUUAUAAGAAAUUAGAAUAUUUUUUCGGUGAACCCACUCCUAUGGAUGUAUGUAUCAGAGAAAUUAAUAAAGAAGGAUUAAAGGCUAUAUUAGAGUCAAAGGUUCCUUUAUGUUACUUUCUUUAUUAUUUAUUAGAUGAAUUUUGUUCAGAAAACCUGCUCUUCUUUUUAGAAGUUGAACGAUUUGAGUCAAAAAGACUAGCAAAAAGAAAUCAAAAUGAUAUAGCUCUUUCUAUUUAUAAUACUUAUAUUUCAAAUAAUUCUUAUUUAGAAAUCAAUCUUGAUGAUCGAGUAAAACGUAAUAUUACAGAGCAACUUGAAUCCAUAUUAACUGCCAAUAAUCCAUCAGAGGAACCGUCUAUCGAUCGAUACAUAUUCAGUGAAGCUAAAUCGUGUGUGUAUCUUUUAUUAGAAUCAAGCUUUAACCAAUUUUUACACACAUGCGUUUAUGAAGAUAUGGUAGCAAACUGUGGAGAAUUAACUAUAUAUUAUAACGAUCAUGUCAAGAAUUUAGCUCUUGACUAUUUAUCUGCUUUUACUCAUAAAAGAAAUUACGGAUUAUCAAUUCAAAAAAUAAUUUAUAAAUUCGUCAAAGACAACUUUAAUAUGGAUUAUCCCGAAUUUACUAAGAGCUGAUAGACUUUUAUAUACGUGUAUAUAUAUAUAUAUAUAUAUAGUUAGAUAACCAGUAUGAAUAUACCCUUCCUUUUCCCCUCUCAUAUAUGUAUAUGUAUAUAUAUCUAUAUAUCAAUAUAUCUAUAUAUAUAUAUA
Messenger RNA from Cokeromyces recurvatus, 955 nucleotides. Its product is annotated as RGS domain-containing protein. Bases 35 to 820 code for a protein of 261 amino acids. The record is from RefSeq and is a predicted model, not a curated record. Lineage: Eukaryota; Fungi; Mucoromycota; Mucoromycetes; Mucorales; Mucoraceae. The transcript is spliced from 2 exons.